AUGGCGGGGAGAAAAGCUGCACUGGUUGUGUGUCUCCUUUUCGGGACCACCCUUAGUUUGGUGAGAAAUUGGUGUAUUCCCACAGAAAAACUUUCAGAUUACGAUGUGGACGGUGGACGGGACCUGGACAUUUUUGACAUAAAUGAAGAGGCAGGACUGGAUCUUGCAGAGGGAGACAUUGUCCUCGAUGGGAGGCAAACACGGAACUCUAUAAUAGGGGAUGAGUACAGGUGGCCGAAGACGAUCCCGUACUACAUGGAGGAUGACUUAGAGAUCAAUGCGAAAGGUGUGAUUCUGAAGGCGUUUGAGCAGUACAGACUGAAGACCUGCAUCGACUUCAAGCCCUGGAGCGGGGAAUCAAACUACAUUUCUAUUUUCAAAGGGGGCGGAUGUUUCUCCUCUGUGGGAAACCGGAAGGUUGGCAAGCAGAGGUUGUCCAUCGGGAGAAACUGUGACCGCAUCGCCACCAUUGAACACGAGUUCCUUCAUGCGCUGGGUUUCUGGCACGAAAUGUCCAGAUCGGACCGUGACGAUUAUGUCAGAAUCAUGUGGGACCGCAUCUCAGAGGGCAAAGAAAACAACUUCAACACCUACGACGACACCACCUCCAGCUCGCUGGGCGUCCCCUAUGACUACGGCUCCAUGAUGCACUACAGCAAAAACGCCUUCCGGAACGGCACCGAGCCCACCAUCGUCACCAAGAUCCCCGACUUCAGUGACGUCAUCGGCCAACGCAUGGAGUUCAGCGACAGCGACCUGCUCAAGCUGCACCGCCUCUACAACUGCACUCAGGGUUCCACCUUCCUGGACUCAUGUGACUUUGAACGUGAGAACAUCUGUGGUAUGAUCCAGGGAGAAGGGGACCAGGCAGAAUGGGUCCGGGUGGCCGAAGCUGCCGGAGGCCCUGACACUGACUACUCCAACUUGGGCAAAUGCACCGGUUCAGGAUACUUCAUGCACUUCAGCACAGGCACAGCCAACAAUGGGGACACAGCUCUGCUUGAAAGCAGGCUCCUUUACCCCAAGAGAGGUUUCCAGUGUCUGCAGUUCUUCUACUACAACAGCGCCGGGCCCAGCGACAAGCUGAAGAUCUAUGUCCGAGAGUACGACAAAGCCCUCAACGGCACACUGCGCUUCAUAAAGACCAUAGAUGGAACCCCUCAGGAACUGUGGCAGCUGCACCACGUGAGUCUAGACGUCAAGACAAAGUUCAGAGUCGUCUUCGAAGGGUCCAAAGAGGGCACUGGGCCCUCGACAGGGGGACUGUCCCUGGAUGACAUCAACCUCUCUGAGACCACCUGCCCAGAGUUUGUAUGGCGCGUGAAGAACUUCAGCCAUGUCAUGGACAACACUUCAGUUAACACACCGAUCUUCAGCCCGCCAUUCACCUCCAAGGAGGGUUACACAUUCCAAAUGGGGCUGUACCCCAGUGGAAAGGAGGGCUACCCCGGCGAGCUGUCGGCCUACGCUCACCUGGUGGCCAGGGAGGGGGACGCCGGGCAGAAAUGGCCCUGCCCCUGGAAGCAGAUGACCAUGAUGCUGAUGGACCAGCACCCGCACAUCCUGAAGCGCAUGUCCAACCAGCGCAGCGUGACCACUGACCCCAACAUGAAGGCAACAGACUCUGACCAGUUUUUCUGGGAUGACCCUCGCAAGGUGGGCUCUGAAGUCACAGACGCGGAUGGGUCCAGGUAUUUCCGAGGGCCGGGCGCCGGGACCGCCGUGUAUCUCACGCACCUCAGAGCCAAGAGCAGGGAUUUCAUCAAGGGAGGGGACGCCUUAUUUCUCCUCUCAAUGGAGGAUGUGUCUCAUCUUACUGAGACCCAGCCUCUGCCUCCCACGACUGUACCGCCUCCCACCACCACUAGCACCACUGGCCCCUGCCUCAACGUGAAGUGUCUCAACGAGGGGAUCUGUAUGGUGGAUGCAGGGAAAGCUGUAUGCAGGUGUGCGGUGGGCGAUGACUGGUGGUACUACGGGGACACUUGUCAGAACAGAGGCUCCGUUAUGGAUAAAACCAACCUGGCACUGGCCACUUCUCUGUCUGUACUGGGAGUCAUGCUGCUGGUCACUAUUGUCAGCGUCAUCUGCGUGAAGAAGAAGUAUAAGAAAAAGGGUGACAGCAGCUUCAUCAUGACAAACGUGCACGCCCCAGAUAAACCGUAA
This is a messenger RNA of Limanda limanda (common dab), 2166 nucleotides long. It is a transcript of the gene mep1bb, whose product is annotated as meprin A subunit beta b. The record is from RefSeq and is a predicted model, not a curated record. Gene Ontology annotation, molecular function: protein binding; zinc ion binding; metalloendopeptidase activity. Gene Ontology annotation, cellular component: membrane. Bases 1 to 2166 code for a protein of 721 amino acids. Gene Ontology annotation, biological process: proteolysis. The transcript has 15 exons. NCBI's taxonomy places the organism in Eukaryota, Metazoa, Chordata, Actinopteri, Pleuronectiformes, Pleuronectidae.